AUGGCGUACCCCGCUUUUUUAGGUGGCGUGCCUGAUGCUGCUUUGUGCAGCAGCAGCAGCAGCAGCAGCAGCAGCAUAGCAGAUAUGGACUGUUGCAUGCUGCGGCAGCAGCACUUGGAUACAUCUGAAGCAGCAGCAGCAGCAGCCGCAGCAGCAACCCCUAUCGAUGUGCAGCAUACAAUAACACAAGAACUGUCUCCUCCUCCAUCUCCCCCUACCCCGCGCCCACUGCUGCGGCGGCAGCACCUGCUGCAGAAGGAGCAGCAGCAGCAGCAACAGCAGCAUGAGCUGUUACUGCAGCAGAGCUUUGCCCUUCAGCAGCAACUAGAACUGCAGCAGCAGCAGCAGCUGCAGUUCUGGCAGCAGCAAGAGCAGCAGGUGGCUAAUGCCUUAAUAAACCCUGAUUUGCACCGCAGCAGGCUGCUGCACAAGCACCAGCUGCAGCAGCAAUUGCAGCAGCAGCAGCAACAGCUGCAACAGCAAUUGCAGCAGCAGCAGCAUCAGCAGCAGCAGCAAUUGCACCACCACCACCACCAUCAUCACCAUCACUUAUAUGAUCAACAGGAUGACAGUUUGUUGCACUUGCGUCAGUUGGAGUUGCUGCAGCAGCAGCAGCAGCAGCAGCAACAGCUGCUGCUGCAGCAUGCAGCAGCAGGCAGCAGCAGCGCCGUGUCUCCAAAUCUCUUAGCAGAGCUGCUAGCAGCAAACGCCGCAUCAGCGGAUAUUUGGGGUUCUGCAUGCAUCUCUAGCCCUCUUUCUGCUGCAGCUGCUGCAGCAGCAGCCGCCGCACCUGCAACAGCUACGCUGGACAAAGACGCCACCGCAGCCGCAACUGCAGCAGCAGCAGCAGCAGCAGCAGCGGCAGCAGUUGCUGAGAAAGAGACCCAUCUUAAGAGAUGCGUGCGGCGAUUGCAGCAAGCAGCAGCAGAAGCAGCAGCAGCAGAUGCAGCAGCAGCAGCUGCUGGUGCUACUCCCGUAAGAGGUGCACAGCUUCGUCAUCAAGACAGAAGCAAACGUCGUCACCAAGGAGGAACAGCAGCAGCAGCAACAGCAGCAGCAGCAGGUGGGUGUAGUAGCUACCUUGCUGGUAAGGAUCCAGCCGACGUUAUAAUCGACUUUGGCCAGCAGCAACAGCAGCAGCAACGACAGCAGCAGCAGCUGCAGCUGCAGCAGUUGCAGCAGCAACAAGCAUGCGGGUUUUCUUGUGGUGGUGCUGGAGCUCUAGACAAACCUUCAAUGCUUCUUGGCAACAGCACUGCUGUGUCUGCAUGCAACCAAGGUCUACAUGCAGCAGAUAUAUCGCAUGGGGAACUGCGUCAACGUUGUAUGGCUAACAAUAUCCUCGCAUUAAACACCAUCAACAUCAACAACAACAGCAACAACAACACGAACAGCAGCAACAGCAGCAACAGCAACAGCAGCAGCAACAACAACAACAACAACAACAACACCAAUAACAACAACAAUAUGCGACAAGCCAACAACAACAUGACACCCCAUGGUGGUACUAUACUACUAAACAAUCCCCACCCUCACGCACACCACCCUCACCAUUCCCACCACCACCACGGGCACCACCACGGGCACCACCACCAACCCCACCACCACCCUCACCACCAGCACCUCCAUCACCCACAGCUACAGCACCAACAACAACCACAACAUCAACAACAACAUCAACACCAACAUCAACAACAGCAACAUCAACAACAGCAGCAACAACAACAGCAACAACAACAACAACAGCAACAACAGCAACAACAGCAACAAGAGCAGCAACAAAAAAAGGAGCAGGAAGAAAAAGAAGAAGAAAAAAAAUAUGAAGAAUUACGAGAAGAAGAAGAACAACAACAACAGGAGGAGGAGCAAGAGGAAGAAGAAGAAGAAGAAGAUGAGGAAGAGGGAGAGGAAGAGGGAGAGGAAGAUGAGGAAGAUGAGGAAGAAGAAGAAGAAGAAGAAGAAGAAACAUUAUUAGGGGAAAUGGAGUUAUAUCAAGCUAUAAGGAAACAUCAGCAAAAGAAGCAACAGCAGCAGCAGCAAAGGAGAAGGAGGAGGAAACAGGCUGCUGCAGCAGCUGCAGCAGCAGCAGCAGCAGCAGCAGCAGCAGGUUUAGGGUUUGCAGGGUUUCAUAUUUUAGAGUGUAAAGCUGAGGUUAUUUGUUUGGGGUUUUAG
Molecule: messenger RNA, 2172 nt
Organism: Eimeria maxima
Lineage: Eukaryota; Apicomplexa; Conoidasida; Eucoccidiorida; Eimeriidae
Product: protein kinase, putative
Exons: 7
Coding region: 1-2172 (723 amino acids)
Source: RefSeq, a predicted model, not a curated record